GUUGGCCGCGGACGGACGCAGCCGGGGGAGGGGAAGCUGCGGCGGUGACGACGUGGAAAGAUGGACGCGGCCUGAUCCCGGCAGAGCCAAGGGGUGUGUGGGGUGUCCGGAGAGCGAGCCCGCCCGUCAGCCCGCCAGCCGCGCGGGGAGGGGAGCGACAGCCGCUGCCCCUCACCCCCUCCCGCGGGAGCAGGAGCCGGUGCUCUAAUCUACCUCCUUUAAAGGAAAAGAGCAUCCGUUUGGCUCAUUCUGGAAAUCUUCAAGUUCCAAAGGCUUCUGUUGAAGGAAUGAAGCUUUAAAAAGGAACUUACAAAAUAAGAAAAUGGGAGCAAACAGUAGCAGCAUUUGUGAGCUCCCAGAAAAUGAGUACUUAAAAAGAUUAUCGGGAGCCGAGGCUGUCUCUGAGAAUGACCCAUUCUGGAAUCAGCUGCUUUCUUUUAGCUUUACUGCCCCAACAAGCAGUGCUGAGUUAAAGCUGUUGGAAGAAGCCACCAUCUCAAUCUUCAAGUCUUUAGUUGAGAACAAUCCUCGAACAGGAAAUCUUGGGGCAUUGAUUAAAGUCUUCCUUUCUAGAACCAAAGAGUUGAAAAUUUCGGCGGAAUGUCAAAACCAUCUUUUUAUUUGGCAGGCCCACAACGCAUUGUUCAUUAUUUGCUGUUUGUUAAAAGUGUUCAUAUGUCAGAUGUCAGAAGAGGAACUGCAACUUCAUUUUACUUACGAGGAGAGAAAGCCAGGCUCAUAUGGAGUGGAAUGUGAAGACCUUACAGAAGAGUUGCUGUGUUGCCUCAUUCAGCUCAUUGUUGAAAUUCCUCUUCUAGACAUAACAUACAGCAUUUCCCUGGAAGCUGUGACGACACUUGUUGUCUUCCUUUCCUGCCAACUAUUUCACAAGGAAAUUCUGCGAGAGAGCGUCAUUCAUAAAUACCUGAUGCGUGGCCGAUGCCUCCCAUACACCAGCAGGCUUGUGAAAACAUUAUUAUAUAACUUCAUUAGACAAGAGAGAAGCCCUCCCCCAGGUUCCCAUGUCUUCCAGCAGCAGACAGAUGGAGGAGGAUUGCUUUAUGGUUUUGCAUCAGGGGUGGCAACUGGCCUGUGGACAGUAUUCACGUUGGGUGGAGUAGGAAGUAAACCAGCACCACAGCAGGAACAGUCAUCACCAUUAGCUAAUCAGAGCCUUCUGCUUCUGCUUGUGCUAGCUAAUUUGACUGAUGCUCCAGAUACACCAAACCCAUACAGACAAGCUAUUAUGUCCUUCAAGAACACACAAGAUAGCACUGCUUUUCCUUCACCAAGUCCACAUGCUUUCCAGAUUAAUUUUAACAGUUUGUACACAGCUCUGUGUGAACAGCAGAAAUCUGAUCAAGCAACUCUCCUUUUAUACAUAUUACUGCAUCAGAACAGCAAUGUUCGGACAUAUAUGUUGGCCCGCACUGAUAUGGAAAAUCUUGUUUUGCCAAUUCUUGAGAUUCUCUAUCAUGUUGAAGAAAGGAAUUCACACCAUGUUUACAUGGCUCUUAUAAUUUUGUUGAUCCUUACAGAGGAUGAUGGCUUCAAUCGAUCCAUUCAUGAAGUGGUACUGAAAAAUAUCACUUGGUACUCAGAGCGUGUUCUAACCGAGAUUUCACUGGGGAGUCUCCUGAUACUGGUGGUGAUAAGAACCAUUCAGUACAACAUGACAAGGACAAGGGACAAAUACCUUCAUACAAAUUGUCUGGCAGCCUUAGCAAAUAUGUCAGCACAGUUCCGCUCACUUCAUCAGUAUGCUGCUCAGAGAAUCAUCAGUUAUGCCUGCCGCCACUUGCGGAGAUAUGUAUAUGUCUUGGACAAACUGUAUUUCCCUCACUCUCACUGCUCUACGCUGCAGCAUUGCUUCUCGACCCUCAGUGACAAUGGAGAGGAACUUUUGUCUUUAACUUGUUCUCACAUUCUCAGAUCCUAUGCUUCCAGUUUGUUUUCUUUGUUGUCUAAAAAACACAACAAAGUUUUGGAGCAAGCCACACAAACCUUGAGAGGUUCCCUCAGUUCAGAUGACUCUCCACUUCCUGAUUACGCACAAGACCUGAAUGUGAUUGAAGAAGUGAUCCGAAUGAUGUUAGAGAUUAUCAAUUCCUGCUUGACAAAUUCUCUCCAUCACAACCCCAAUUUGGUGUAUGCACUGCUUUACAAGCGGGAUCUGUUUGAACAGUUUCGAACUCACCCUUCCUUCCAGGACAUAAUGCAAAAUAUAGACCUGGUGAUCAGCUUUUUCAGCUCACGGUUAGAGCAAGCUGGAGCCCAGCUGUCAGUGGAGAGAGUUCUGGAAAUUAUCAAACAAGGAGCUGUUGCAUUGCCCAAAGACAGACUAAGAAAAUUCCCAGAACUGAAGUUUAAGUAUGUGGAGGAGGAGCAGCCUGAAGAAUUCUUCAUCCCCUAUGUCUGGUCCCUGGUGUACAAUUCUGCUGUGGCCCUGUACUGGAACCCACAGGACAUCCAGCUUUUUACUAUGGACUCUGGCUGAGGGAGAGCCAGCUCUGCUCUGUCUUAUUACAGGUGAAGAAACUCAAAACUGCGUGUGACUAUGUGACCCCUCCCAGCGUGCACCCUCUAAACCCGAAGCUUAGUGAGAAUGAAGCUUGCUACUAUUGUACAGAGCGACUUUGACAUUUUGGUACCAGACUGCAGCAGACACACUGG
Mauremys reevesii (Reeves's turtle) is the source of this 2673-nucleotide messenger RNA. It is a transcript of the gene DYM, whose product is annotated as dymeclin. Gene Ontology annotation, biological process: Golgi organization. Gene Ontology annotation, cellular component: Golgi apparatus. The record is from RefSeq and is a predicted model, not a curated record. Lineage: Eukaryota; Metazoa; Chordata; Testudines; Geoemydidae. The coding region runs from base 323 to 2497 and encodes 724 amino acids. The transcript has 19 exons.